This is a messenger RNA of Prunus armeniaca (apricot), 1251 nucleotides long. The record is from the annotation of a GenBank genome assembly. Lineage: Eukaryota; Viridiplantae; Streptophyta; Magnoliopsida; Rosales; Rosaceae.
AUGGGUGAUAACUCCAUUGUUGGUGUUGUUGCUGCUGCCUCUACAAAUUUGUGUGUCUCUGAUUCUAUUCCAGGUACUGGCUCCAAUACUUGGAUAAUUGACACUGGUGCUUCUGAUCAUAUGACUUAUGAUGCUAAAUUUUUUGAUGAGUUGUCUAGUAACACCCGUGACCCAUACAUAACUAGUGCUAAUGGCUUGCCCUCUCCAAUUACUGGUGAGGGCACAAUCUCUCUCACUCCUACUCUGUCCUUGUCUCGUGCAUUACUAGUUCCCAAUAUCCAUUGUAACUUGUUAUCUGUUGGUCGAUUACUUGAUACACUUAAUGCUUCUGCUACUUUCUAUCCUACGCAUUGCUCUUUUCAAGAUCUCAAGACUCACGAGACGAUCGGGCAUGUUUGUAAUCGUGUCGUUAAUACUGUUCAAAGUUGCAGUGUCAAAGACAAACAGCAAAUUUGGUUAUGGCAUCGUCGCUUGGGACACCCAUCAUUUGGCUACCUUAAGCGUCUGUUUCCAUCUUUAUUCCGCUCUUGUGAUGAGUCAAGUUUUAAGUGUGAGACAUGUAUUUUGGCCAAGAGUCAUCGCACUGUGUUUCCUUUGAGUGACAAUAAAGCUGCAAAGCCUUUUGAUUUAGUGCAUUCUGAUGUGUGGGGUUUGGCUCGCGUUACUUCGAACGGAUUUCGUUGGUUCGUCACAUUUAUUGAUGAUUGUACCCGACUCACUUGGGUUUUCUUGCUGAAAAAUAUACAUGAUGUUGCUUCCAUCCUUCCAGAGUUAUGUACUAUGGUGUCUACUCAGUUUAAUGCUCAGGUCAAAGUAUUCCGGACUGAUAACGGAGGUGAAUAUGUGAAUAACACUUUGGCAUCUUUCUUCCUUGCUCAAGGUAUUAUUCACCAAACGACAACCCCAUUUACUCCUCAGCAGAAUGGUGUGUCUGAAUGCAAGAAUCAUCAGUUACUUGAAGUUGCCCGCUCCCUUAUGUUGGACAUGUCUGUUCCCCAUCAUCUUUGGGGGUAUGCUGUUUUAUCUGCUGCCUAUUUGAUUAAUCGUACUCCUAGCCGGGUUCUUGAUUUCAAGACUCCACAUGAUGUGUUUGGUGACCAUGUUUCCCCUGUCUCAGUCUCCAAGUUGCCCCCUAAAGUCUUUGGGUUUGUUGCCUAUGUUCAUGUCUACUCUCAUCAACGGAGUAAACUUGAUCAUUGUGCUCUGCGAUGUGUUUUUAUUGGGUUACUCGUAUACUCAGAAAGGUUAUAA